UUAAUAAUUUAUUUAUUGAGGACGAUAUUUAAUUAAAUUUAUUUAAAUUUUAUUAGAUGAAGGAUGAUAUUAGCACAGGACCGUUUGAUCAAUCUGUUUUAUACCUUCAGGCCAACCAUCGAUCUGAGUUGGUUUGGCAGGACGAGUAUACUAAUGCUUUACAUUGUAGACGUCGCGAGGCUGUUAUUAAUAGAAUGACACGACCAGACCCUCGGAUUGAGCCUUAUCUACGACAAUCUGGAUUUUAUGGUUUGUCGUGCAUUAGUUUUAUCCAAUUAGAUUGACAUUUAAUCACUGCUUUGGUGGAGCGAUGGAGACAAGAGACACACACAUUCCAUAUGCCUCAUGGAGAGUGUACCAUCACCUUACAGGAUGUGGCCAUCCAAUUUGGACUAUCAGUUGAUGGGAAAGCUUUGACUGGGUCGAUUCAGCAUAAUUGGAAAGAUAUUUGUACUGUUUUACUAGGAGUUACACCAGAACAUGUAGUUCUAAAAGGAGGUCGCCUUAGCUUGCCAUGGCUAGCUAACCAAUUUAAUAAUUUUGCCCAUCUACCAGAGAAUGCUAAUGAACAUGAUGUUCAGCGUUAUGCUCGAGCGUACAUUCUUACACUUAUCGGAGGUAUGGUAUGCCCAGGUAAGUCUAAUAGUAGAGUUCACCUCAUGUACCUACCUCUCCUAGCAGAUUUUGAGGAUGCAGGACAGUAUAGUUGGGGGGCAGGUUGUCUUGCAUGGCUUUAUAGAGAGCUAUGCAAAGCUUCAAUUAUUGAUGCACAAGAUAUAGCAGGUCCACUUAUAUUGCUUCAAAUUUGGGCAUGGGAUCGAUUCCCCACCUUAGCACCUCGGAGGCUACAUCGAUAUGAGAAUAACUUGGGAGAUAGGCCAUUAGCAGUACGGUAUGAAAUUUGAAUUUUUAAUUUAAAAACUUUAUUUGUAUGUUUUAAUUGUGUCACAAUAAAACUAAUAUUCAAUUUUUUAUAAUGGGGAGAUGGAAUGAUGAAUUUUGUGUCACUGAAGUAACUACACAUGUUUUGAUCCAAUAUCGAUAUAUGUAGAUACACUUAUGCCUGAUCAGAUUAUUUGGGAGUCGUAUAUGCAACUAAUAGAAAGAUUACCCGAAUAUUGUCUCAAUGGUCGUCAUAUAUGGACGACUAGAAGCCCACUCAUAUGUUUUUUUGCAGUAGAGUGGCACCUUCCAGAUCGUGUAAUGCGUCAAUUUGGGUGGAUGCAACAUAUUCCUGCACAAUGCAAUACAGAUAUGCAACUGCACACAUAUGACCUACGUGGUAGACAUGAACGAAGUUGGGUUAGUCAUUUGGCUCCUCAAAUUACAGAGUGGGAAAAUCGACAUAAUGUUAUCAUUCAGGGGCAACAUAUAAACCGGGAUGAAGAUGUUGAGCCUAGAUACUACUGUUGGUAUUAUAGCAUUACUAGACGAUACAUCACCAGAGCAGGAGCAUCAUAUAAUUAUUUGAAUAAUUUACCAAACAUGACUGAUCUUGGUAGAAGGUCCCUACAAAAUCUCACCAAUGCCUAUCGAGUCAGGCAUUUGGAUGGACCAGAGCGUAGGGAAAAACGACAUCAAAGAGGACCUAAUAUACCGACUAAUGAUCUAGUUGAGCAUGAAGUGGAAUGCCAAGCUCCCACACCUCUCAGUCUUUCAUGUAAUGAAUUUUCUGAGUCGAACUCCAAUUGAGAUGGUCUCUAAAGACAUUCACAUCUUUAGAGUCAACUUCCAAAGAGAUGUUCUUUAAGGUACUCAUCUUCCAAGUGCAAUUUCACAGUAAUCUUAUGUGUCAUAAUAAAGCUAGCUAAUGAUUUCCUCCCAUGGAAAGUUUGGAGAGAUCUUUUGCUUCUUGGAUUAGUUCACAUUUGUUUCCCAAUUCCUAGGUAGAUACUUAAGAUUUUCCCAACAUUUUUGGAGGUUGCAUAUUCUUCACCAAGACUCGUCGAGGCAUUUAUAAUGUUAGUAAAUCAAGUUAAUAUAUAGGUAAUAGCCUCCUUAGCAUCAAUUUUAAACUAUUCAGCGCACAAGUAUAUGCUAAUUUUAGA
This is a messenger RNA of Momordica charantia (bitter melon), 2048 nucleotides long. The record is from RefSeq and is a predicted model, not a curated record. NCBI's taxonomy places the organism in Eukaryota, Viridiplantae, Streptophyta, Magnoliopsida, Cucurbitales, Cucurbitaceae.